CAUUAAGAUAAUUUUCAAUCGAGAGUGAAGAUAUAAUUUCUUCAAGCUCAUUCUAGUCUCGUCAAUUACCCAGAAGUUCAUUACGUUAAUUGCGUUUAAACAUGUUCCCCACACGAUUGCUAUUUUUUUUAUUAUUUAUAUCGGUAAUUAAUGAAAGGGCAAGUGCACUGCGAGCCCUCGCGAUUUUUCCAUUUCCCAGUAAAAGUCACGCGAUCGGAAUUCAGCAUCUGUUCCAGGCGAUGGCGCGGAGGGGUCACAGUGUCGAUUUGGUUUCUCAUUUUCCCAGGGAUAAACCGAUGGAAAAUUAUCGUGAUAUCAGUCUUCGGGGUAUUCUGCCAUCGAUCCCCAAUAGUACGACUUUUGAUAUGUUUCAAUCAUUUAAUUUCCUCGGGAUGAAGGACUUCGUGAGGAUCGCAGGAGCUGAAACCUGUGACCUGCUGGAGCUUCCGGUUUUCCAGGAACUCAUGAUGACACCCCGGGGGACUUAUGACGUCAUUAUUAUUGAAUUAUUUGUUGCUCCCUGUUAUGUGGCGUUUGGAGAGAAAUUGAAUGCUCCAGUGGUGGGUGCUGUGACAUCUAAAUUGCCGGAUUGGUUGUUCGACAGUUUUGGGAAUCCCCUGAAUCCCUCUUACAUGGCGAGUUAUUUUUCGAGUUCCACGCAACGCAUGACGUUCUGGGAGAGACUACGGAACACUCUGCAUGUUCAGAACACUCGUUUUCAGUUUGAUUACUACAUGACCGAUCAGAUUGCGCAGGUGGAGAAGCAUUUUGCCAGGAGAAUUUCGUCGCUCGAUGAGUUGUACAAGGAUGUAGCCUUAGUUCUGGUUAACGAGCACUUCAGCGUCAAUGAUAUCAAGCCUACGACGCCGGACAUCAUCGACAUCGGUGGACUCCAUAUUUAUAAUAAUACUCAGCAACUGACAACUGAGCUGCAGGAUUGGUUGGACGAGAGCACUGAAGGCUGUGUAUAUUUUACAUUUGGCUCAACCGUCAAUUUCGAAUCCUUCCCCAAAGAAGUACUGAGAAUUUUCUAUCGGUCCUUCGAGAGGAUUGCACCAGUGCGAGUACUCAUGAAAGGAGAUCCCGAGGUUCAUUCUAAAGAUCUGUCAAAAAAUGUUAAGAUAGUACCGUGGGCUCCACAGAUUGCUGUAUUGAAACAUAAAAACGUCAAGGCAUUCAUAACUCACGGCGGCCUCCUGGGAACUCAGGAAGCUAUCGCUUACAAAGUGCCACUGAUCGGUAUUCCCCUUUUUGGUGAUCAAUAUCCGAACUUGCGAAACUAUGCAAACCGAGGAUUUGCAGUGGUUCUAGAACUGAAGGCCCUCACCGAGGAUUCACUUACUGAUGCGAUAAUUACUGUCCUGAGGGAUCCAACAUACAGUGAAAACAUAGCGAGAGUAUCGGAACUCUUCUGGGAUCGGCCAAUGAAUCCCCUGGACACAGCGAUUUACUGGAUUGAGUACGCAGCAAAACGUGGCCUAGUCUUGAAAUCACCAGCGACUGAACUAUCCUGGUGGAAGUUACACUUAUUAGAUGUUUACGGAUUCAUGUUGAUAUGCGCUCUCACUGUUCUAUAUGCAAUCAUCAAACUGACCACUCUGCUAUGCAGUUGUGCCAGCAGAGUUCUUCCGAAGAAGGUCCCCAAAUCCAAGAAGCACAACUAAGUAAUUUCCCCCCUCUGAUUUGCACAAAUAAAACACCAUAUUAAAACGCGUAAAUUCGUCCAGACAGAGAUAAGCAGUAUCUUUCUGAUAUUUGCCAAUCCUAAAAGAUAUAAUCCUCAAGUGCUCACACGAGUUGAACCAGUUGUACCUAAAAGUCAUUGUAUAAACUUCUGAUUCUUUCGUUUGAGAAGAAUCAGAUAAAUAAAAACCCUGUGGAAU
Molecule: messenger RNA, 1883 nt
Organism: Fopius arisanus
Lineage: Eukaryota; Metazoa; Arthropoda; Insecta; Hymenoptera; Braconidae
Product: UDP-glucuronosyltransferase 2B14
Exons: 5
Coding region: 102-1664 (520 amino acids)
Molecular function (GO): UDP-glycosyltransferase activity
Source: RefSeq, a predicted model, not a curated record